This is a messenger RNA of Aureobasidium pullulans EXF-150, 3522 nucleotides long. Its product is annotated as large subunit of L-aminoadipate-semialdehyde dehydrogenase. Gene Ontology annotation, biological process: L-lysine biosynthetic process. The coding region runs from base 1 to 3522 and encodes 1173 amino acids. Gene Ontology annotation, molecular function: L-aminoadipate-semialdehyde dehydrogenase [NAD(P)+] activity; phosphopantetheine binding. NCBI's taxonomy places the organism in Eukaryota, Fungi, Ascomycota, Dothideomycetes, Dothideales, Saccotheciaceae. The transcript has 3 exons. The record is from RefSeq and is a predicted model, not a curated record.
AUGGCUGACCCGAGACCCAACCCCACCUCGGAUCUCAACUGGAGUGACUACAGAGGUGCAAUCCACCAGAUCUUCGCUGCAAAUGCCGCCAAACACCCUGAGAGGACCUGUGUCGUAGAGACUGCUUCUUCUAACUCACCCAAGAGGGAAUUUACAUACCAACACAUCAACGAAUCUAGUAAUGUCCUCGCACACCACCUCGUUUCGAGCGGCGUGCAACGAGGCGAAGUUGUCAUGGUUUACGCUCACCGUGGUGUUGACUUGGUUGUUGCUGUCAUGGGUGUACUCAAGGCUGGUGCAACUUUCUCUGUCAUUGACCCGCUAUACCCUGCAGACCGUCAAAUCAUCUAUCUUGAUGUUGCCAAGCCUCGUGCUCUCGUUGUCAUCGAGAAGGCUUCCCAAGAAGCUGGCAAGCUCUCCGACACCGUUCGCGAGUAUAUUCAAGAUAAUUUGAGACUGAGAACAGAGGUUCCAGGCUUGCAGCUGCAAGAUGAUGGUUCUGUUAUUGGUGGCAAGGUCGACGGUCGUGAUUGCCUGGAGUCUCAGCAACAGUCUCGUGCCGAGCUUCCCAACGUCGUUGUCGGUCCUGACUCUACUCCCACAUUGUCCUUCACAUCUGGAUCAGAAGGUAGACCCAAGGGUGUCAAGGGUCGUCACUUCUCUCUGGCAUACUACUUCCCCUGGAUGCAAGAACGCUUUGGACUCUCUGAGAAGGACCAUUUCUCCAUGCUCAGUGGUAUUGCUCACGAUCCUAUCCAGCGCGAUAUUUUCACUCCUCUGUUCUUGGGUGCCCGUCUUAUCGUACCUCCUGCCGAGGACAUCACAUUCGACAGACUGGCCAAGUGGGCCAGCGAUAACGAGAUCAGCGUUACCCAUCUUACACCAGCCAUGGGUCAGAUUCUUCUCGGCAGCUUGGAGCCCAAGGUCAACUCGUUGCACUCUGCUUUCUUUGUCGGUGACAUACUUUUGAAGAGAGACUGCCGCAGAUUGCAAGAUCUUGCUCCCAACGUUCGCAUCAAGAACAUGUAUGGUACCACCGAGACGCAGAGAGCUGUCAGUUUCUACGAGAUCCCCAGCAAAUCUGAAGACGCUUCAUAUCUUGACAAGAUGGGCGAUGUUAUUCCUGCUGGUAAGGGCAUGCUCGACGUUCAGCUUCUUGUUGUCGACCGCGCCAACAGAGACCGUAUCUGUGAGGUCGGUGAAAUUGGUGAGAUUUACGUUAGAGCUGGCGGUCUGGCAGAAGGCUACCUUGGUCCUGAACUCAAGGAGCUCACAAACUCCAAGUUCGUCCAGAACUGGUUCGUUGACAACGAAAAGUGGGUUAAGGAAGACCAGGAGAAGGCUUCCAAGGCCGGAAAGGAUGAACCUUGGAGAGAGUUCUACAAGGGCCCUAGAGACAGACUUUACCGCUCUGGUGAUCUCGGAAGAUACACUGCCGAUGGUAACGUCGAGUGUACUGGAAGAGCAGACGACCAAGUCAAGAUUCGUGGCUUCCGUAUCGAGCUUGGAGAGAUCGACACACAUCUCUCGCAACACCCUCUCAUCAGAGAGAAUGUCACUCUCGUCAAGCGUGAUCACGAGGAGGAGCAGAUCCUUGUCAGCUACUACGUCCCCGACUUUAGCAAGUGGUCGGCCUGGAAGCAAGAGAAGGGUGAGGCUGAGACCAACGUCGCAGAUGACUUGAGCAUCCCGGAGAGACUGAAGAUGUUCAACACUUUAACCAACGACGUGAGAGAGCACUUGAAGAAGAAGUUGGCUUCAUAUGCUGUGCCCACUCUUUUCAUUCCUAUGGUCAGACUACCCUUGACCCCCAACGGCAAGGUAGACAAGAGAGCUCUUCCCUUCCCGGAGAAGUCAGAGCUGCUUGCCGCAUCUUCGAGCCAGCCUAUUCCAGACGCUGCUACUCGUUCAGAGACCGAGAAGGCGCUUGCAGAGAUCUGGGCUCUCUACCUCCGCAGCUAUGCAGCUGACAGCAUUCCUUCAAAUGUUCCCUUCUUCGAUCUUGGUGGUAACAGUAUCGCCGCUGUUCAAAUCCCCUCUCAGAUCCGUAAGAAGUGGCCCGAUGUCAAUGUUCCUGUCAGCGCUAUUUCCAAGAACCCUACUUUGUCACAACUGGCCGGAGACAUCGACCGCUCGUUGAACCCUGUUGGUCUUCGUCUUGAUGCACAAGCACCUGAGACAGACGACCAGGAAGAGUUCUACUCGAACACACUGCCUGAGCUCGUCAAAGAGAUUCCUGCAAAGAUCCAGUCCGCAAGCAGAGAAUCUGCUAAGCAGCAGACAGUCUUCCUCACAGGAGCAACUGGUUUCCUCGGCUCUUACAUCCUUCGUGACUUGCUCUCUUCCGGCAACAAGGUCAUCGCACACGUUCGCGCCAAGUCGACGGAAGACGCCUCAAAGCGUGUCAAGUCAACAUGCCAAGCUUACGGCAUCUGGUCAGAGUCUUGGGCAUCCAACCUUGAGUGUGUGACCGGUGAUUUGCAGGAGCAGCCUCUGCUCGGUAUGCAACAAGACGUGUACGACCGCGUCGCCAAUGAGGCUGAUGUAGUCAUCCACAAUGGCGCUAUUGUUCACUGGCUUAAGCCUUUCUCGUCUCUCAAGUCUGCCAACGUCUUGAGUACUAUUUCGGCAAUCAAGCUGUGUGCUACUGGUAAGACCAAGAAGAUGGCCUUUGUCAGUUCCACCAGCGCACUUGACUCUGAUCACUACGUCGAGCUUUCCAAGAACCUCAUCGCUUCCGGCGCCGCUGGUGUCAGCGAGUCUGACGAUAUGGAGGGAAGUAGACAGGGUCUGACCACUGGCUAUGGACAAGGCAAGUGGGUGUCUGAGCGUCUGAUGGAAGAGGCUGGAAGAAGAGGUCUUGUUGGUUCGAUCAUUCGUGCCGGCUACGUUUUGGGUGACCCCAAGACUGGCACUACCAACACUGAUGACUUCCUCAUCCGUAUGCUCAAGGGUUGCGUACAGGUCGGCGCAAGACCUGACAUCACCAACACCAUCAACAUGGUUCCCGUCGACCACGUCGCCAGACUUGUCAUUGCCACAGCGCUCAACCAGCCCGUUGCUCCUAUGGUUGUCUGCCACGUCACCGGUCACCCCAGACUGACUUUCAACCAAUACCUCGCCGCUCUUGAAGCCUUCGGCUACGAAGCCCCCAAGGUCGACUUCCCCAAGUGGAGAGACGCCGUCGAGAGUUUCGUCGAGCAAGGCAAGGAAGAGCACGCCCUUCUCGGUCUGUACCACAUGGUCACCGGUGACCUUCCCGGCAGCACCAAGGCACCCGAGCUUGACGACAGAAACUCUGCCGCUGCACUCAAGGCCGAUGCCGCUAGAUCUGGCCAGGACUUCUCGGCUGGCAGCGCCGUGACCGAGGACAUUGUUGGACAGUAUCUGUCUUUCCUCAUUGCUAGAGGAUUUAUGCCCAAGCCCACUAAGAAGGGCAACAAGACUCUUCCUGAAUCUAAGAUCACUCAGGAGCAGAUUGAGGCUCUGGAUCGUGUCGGUGGACGUGGAGGUGCUGCGUAG